Macrosiphum euphorbiae (potato aphid) is the source of this 294-nucleotide messenger RNA. NCBI's taxonomy places the organism in Eukaryota, Metazoa, Arthropoda, Insecta, Hemiptera, Aphididae. The record is from the annotation of a GenBank genome assembly.
AUGUUACCGGAAAAGUCCGGUUACUGGACCAUUCCCGAAUUUCCCACGGCAUUUCGAGGUGUGCUCGACCGCAUUGGGCAAAGUCCAGAGUUCUACACUAGUUCUUGCUUUGCACAUGAACACUGGAUAACCAGUGAAUCGCACAAUAUCAGACUGGACAAAGCAAUAAAUAGUACUUUGGACUUUACCCAAUGGGGUCGGGCACACCCGCACACCUCGAAAUUCCCGGGCAUUUCAAAGUGUGUCUGGAUAGAUACCAGCUAUAUGGUUAUUUACAAAUUUAGUUUAAACUGA